This is a messenger RNA of Spirodela intermedia, 1745 nucleotides long. The record is from the annotation of a GenBank genome assembly. NCBI's taxonomy places the organism in Eukaryota, Viridiplantae, Streptophyta, Magnoliopsida, Alismatales, Araceae.
AUGAAGACUCCCGAUACGUCCUGGUGGAGGAAUGGAGAAGGCGAUGAAUUUAAGAGCUCUGCGUCGCCAAGCCUCAUGGCCGUCCUAGCCACGGUACUUGCCGUGUCCAUCGUCUUUUACUGGUUCAGGAGGGUGAAGAAUGAAGCCCGUCUUCUACCUCCGGGACCCCGAGGGUUGCCGCUGCUCGGAAGUCUCCCCUUCCUCGGAUCCGACCUCCACAUCUGCUUCGCGGAGAUCGCGCGUACCUACGGUCCUGUCGUGAGUCUCCGCCUCGGUGCCAAGCUCUGCGUCCUGCUCAGUUCUCCCCAGGCCGUGAAGGAGGCCCUCAAGGACCAAGACGCCAUCUUCGCCAAUCACGACGCCCCCGCGGUGUCGCUCUUCUCCCCCUACGGUGGUAAGAACAUGCUCUACGCGCCCUACGGGCCUCAGUGGCGCAUACUCCGCAAAGUGACGGUGCGGCAGCUGCUCAACCCCGCCACCAUCGAUGGCCUCUCCGUCCCGCGCCAGGCCGAGAUUCGGAGGAUGGUGGAGGAGAUCCGAGGGAAAGCAGGCCAGCCCGUGAAUCUGCGCGAGCUGAUCUCCGCCGCGGCGAUGAACAUGACGACGGAGAUGCUGUGGGGGGGCUCAUUGGCGCAGAGAGGAGAUGAUAGGGACGCUCUUGGGAGGGAGUUCCGUUAGGCGAUGGAAGACCUGGUGGAGCUGUUGAUUAUCCCCAACAUCUCCGAUUUCUACCCUGCCCUAGCCUGGCUCGACCUGCAGGGCCUGGGGAGGAGGAUGCGAAGAAUGGUCUCAUUGAUCGACCGCAUCUUCAAUUCAGUCAUAGAGGAGCGGUUGAUGAUGAUGGAGGGGUGUCAGGACGGAGACCCGGCGGCGGCCGUGGACAUGAAAAACAAGGACUUCCUGCAGGUGAUGUUGGACCUCGUACAGAACCCUGACCCCCAAGCGCCCAUUACCAUGGACCAUAUGAAGGCCUUACUCCUGGUGACCUCCUUGUCCUCAUAUCCUCCAUCAAAAUUUUCAAUCGACAUCUUCAUACAUUUGAUUUCUUAGUUCCCACAAUGAAAAUCAACUGACAAUACCCUUGCGCAAUACUCACCUUUUGCGUGAAACCGGGUUGACAGGACCUGGUGACCGGAGGGACAGAUACCACGUCAACGACGUUAGAGUGGGCUAUGGCCGAGCUUCUCUACGACCCGGAGAGGAUGAAGACAGCAAAAGAGGAGAUUGUCACCGUAGUCGGGGUGGGCAACGCUGUCGAAGAGGUCCAUCUCCCCCACCUGCGCUACAUCGACGCCGUGGUCCGGGAGACCCUCCGCCUCCAUCCGGCGGUGCCUCUGUUGGUGCCCCACCGCCCCAGUUCUACCUGCACCGUCGCCGGCUACAAAAUUCCCGAGGGAACCAAGGUAUUCAUUAACGUGUGGGCUAUACACAGGGACCCCCGAGUAUGGGAGGACGCCUCCGAGUUCAAGCCCGAGAGGUUCCUGCGUGAAGCAGGCGGAGCGGAUUACAGCGGCAACACCUUCCGCUACCUCCCUUUCGGAGCCGGCAGAAGGAUCUGCCCCGGCAUCUCGCUCGGGGAGGGGAUUGUGAAGUACAUUCUUGCGUCCCUGCUGCACUCCGUGGACUGGGCUCUGCCGGCGGGGGAGGCGGCGUCACCGGAUCUCAACGAGAAGUUUGGGAUUGUGAUGAGGAAGGAGAAGACCCUCGUCGCCGUCCCCACCCUCCGGAUUCCUCAGAACAUUUAG